Molecule: messenger RNA, 4021 nt
Organism: Carcharodon carcharias (great white shark)
Lineage: Eukaryota; Metazoa; Chordata; Chondrichthyes; Lamniformes; Lamnidae
Product: elongation of very long chain fatty acids protein 4-like
Exons: 9
Coding region: 326-1120 (264 amino acids)
Biological process (GO): very long-chain fatty acid biosynthetic process; fatty acid elongation, polyunsaturated fatty acid; fatty acid elongation, monounsaturated fatty acid
Cellular component (GO): endoplasmic reticulum membrane
Molecular function (GO): fatty acid elongase activity
Source: RefSeq, a predicted model, not a curated record
AGUUGACGCACACUCGGUGUCGCUGAGGAUAGCGCUGCUGCUUUUUGCUCAGCUUCUGCUCCCCUCUUCCCUCAGGAGACAUCACCUGGCGGGACUCGCGCAGCGUUCGGCGGCCAGAGCAAAAGCAGAAGAGUGGAACAUGGAGAGUCUAAAUGGAGAAGAUAAUUCAGAUGGUUGUUCUUCUGCCUCUGCACCCUGGAAGUUCAGUUUGUCCUACCCUCUGGUUGGAUGACAGUCUGGUCGGUUAGGUGAGAUCUACCAAUCAGAUCAGAGGAACUGCAAUUGUACCAAUGAACACUGGGACUCAAAUAGCAUUGUGAACUCCAUGGCUUCUACCUGGGAAAAGAUUAGAGACUUUUAUGACUGGGCAGUGGAAAAUGGAGAUAAGAGGACUGACCCCUGGUUCCUGGUUUACUCGCCUAUUCCCAUUGUUGUUACCUUCAUAAUCUAUCUUCUAAUCUGCAAAUAUGGACCAAAAUACAUGCUGAGCCGAGAGCCAUUCAACCUGAAAUAUGUACUACUUGUUUACAAUUUUGCCCUUGUUGCCAUUUCAGCUUACAUUUUUUGGGAGUUCCUGGUGACAUCAAUUCGUGCAAAUUACAGCUAUCUUUGCGAGCCUGUGGAUUACAGCGACAGUGAGCUUGGACUACGGAUGGCAAAUGUCUGCUGGUGGUUUUUCUUCUCUAAGGUCAUUGAACUGAUGGAUACAAUAUUUUUCAUUCUGAGGAAAAAGUACAAUCAGAUCACAUUUCUUCAUGUUUACCACCAUGGCACAAUGAUUUUCAACUGGUGGGCUGGAGUAAAGUAUGUACCAGGGGGCCAGUCUUUCUUCAUUGGCUUGUUGAAUUCCUUUGUUCAUAUUGUGAUGUACCUGUACUAUGGUAUUGCUGCGAUGGGACCACACAUGCAGAAGUACUUGUGGUGGAAGCGUUAUCUCACCAUGCUUCAGCUGCUCCAGUUUUUUGGAAUUGCUGUGCACACUUCCUAUAAUCUCUUCACAGACUGUGAUUUCCCAGAUGGGUUUAAUCUUUUCGUAUUCAUCUACAUCAUCACCAUCAUUAUUUUGUUCAGCAACUUCUACUAUAAAACCUAUAUACAGAAAAAGACAAAAAAAGCAUGAACUCUGAAAAGACUAUCGUUCAAUCCUUGACCUACUUGGGAGUAUCUGCAUCAAAGUCCUCACAUCAAACUUGUACAUUUUAUUUUGGGUGAUGGGAAAGGGUUUUAUAUCUUAGGAUACAUUCUUUAUAAUGGCGGAAAACCCCCUUGGUUAAGUGCUGCUGUAGUCCAUAAGUGUCAUCAGUAUUUGUGUGUGUACUUUGAAGUUCCAUCUUGCAGCUCAUAAUAAUCACCUGUGAUUUAUCACCAUUAAGUAUAUAUUUUUUUUAUUUAAAUCAAGUGUUUCAGCCAAGUUUAACAGUUCUGUAAUAUGCUGAGGUGUCUAGUUCCAUGGAAUCCAUCUGCCUCUAUUCUAUUAUGAAUUUCACUUUAAGCUGCUGAUGUUCCUCAAUGCCAGGGACUUUUCUAUAGAAGCUUGUGCAUGAAAACUUGUGUUGCUAUCCUUGCACAGCUGGCUGCACUGAUGAGAAAUGGUGGCAGUAGUGGUACCACAUUUACCUUGCAAUGGCACAGUUAAAGCUGGAGCAGUUGCGAGAGGUAGCACUGUAAGAUAAAUGUAUUUCAUUUGGCUACUACAGAAUUGUUUGGACUUUUUACAUAUCCCUUGACAACAGUAGCAGCGAAUUGCACUGCAGUAGUCAUGAGUUGUUUUCUUACUUCAUGUAUUAAGACUUCAUAAUCUUUUGAUUUGAUUCCUGUAACUUUUUUUGAACCAUGAUGUGAAGUUAUGACUCCUGCUGGUGCUCAUAGGGCAUUUGUUAUUCCAGCUAAAUUUCGCAGGGAUGCCCAUUUGCCAUCCAUCCAGUCCUCUGUGAGCAUAGGUCACUCAAAAUCUUUAUUGUCCCUCCACAAAUGCCUGUGUUAUAAAUGCGAUUUGUAAUUAGGUUCAGAUUUUGGUGAACUGUUCCCUCAUACAACUUGUUCAUAUUCAAAGGACUUUUAUGCAGAGCUCUCUCCUAAUAUACCUUGGUGAAGCAAAAUACAGCACAAAUAGGUCAGUGAUGCUGCCAGAAAUGAUUUUAUUUUUUAGAUUUGGGUUGAAUUUUUUGAGCAGGUUGAAGGAUGAUCAUAAGCCAUACUGAUAAACACUGUCACUGGAGACCUGUUUUGUUUUAAGAUGCUCCUUGAAUACCAAGCAAAUGUGCCUCUUCAAUGCAUAGGAAUGUUGCCAAAAGUUUGCCACAAUCAGAAGUGGCCCCAUUUUCCAAUUCAACAAACAUCUCGCAUGAAAGAAAAGGCUGUAUUGUAAAAGGUGGAAAAUUGGUGUUUUAAGGAAAUACAAUAUGGAUUUUGUUCAUUUAUUGUACCUAUUCAUACAAGAAAACCUAUAGAGAGUCAAUAAGUAACGUGCCAACCUGUGUUCAAUGGACCCUAGUGUAGUGAAUUCCAAUUUAUGCAAGUAUGAGCUUUUAGCACUUGUGCCCUGCACUCCUCCACCACCCCCCCCACCUCCCAAACACCCCAACUGUAAGGCUGAAGCACAAUUACAUGUUGCACUGUUUGCUGUUAUAAUACUUUUAAGGAUAUAUUUUAUUGCAUAAGUUUUUUUUAUCUUGCCUCUUUCCAUUUGAGAAGAAAUGACACUAUGGGAGAGAAUUACCAGAUUGAUCAUAAUUCCAUCCUCAAUUUAUAACCUACACCUUGAAACUAACCAGACUGAAUACUGAGAGAUAUACAUAGACAUUACACAAAUGCAUUGUUGCUGACUAGAAUGAGGGGGUUUCUUAAAUUCGGUUAACCUUUUUUUGUACCAUAUUAUGAAGGAUUAUGUGAAAGUUCUAUGACUCCUUAAAAUUGCUGAUUAAGAGUCAAGCCCUAAAAACUUAGUGAAGCUUCAUUCCAAUUGGACUCCUACUUCCAGCUAAAAAUAUAAAUGUGGUAGCUUUCCUAGUGGUUCAAUUUGAUCCCCAGCCUCUAGUCUGCUAGUUGAGCUCAACUUGGGUGUUAAUAGUGCUAGAGUUCACCCCGGUGCCCAUGAGUUAGGCACGUCAUCAAAUCAAGAAAUAGAAACUGUGCUAACAAUGUUCUGCUCUCCUUAUCUGGCAGUAUCUCCCUCUCUGACAGCUUCACAAUUAUUGCUAUGCCAUCUGAUUACUUGUUCAGGAUUAAGUCUGGGAUUGCCUAUUAUUUUUCUUCAUUUUAAUAUUGCCAAGACCACUAAGCUUUGCUGGAUGCUUGCUUAGACUUUGCAGUGCUCAAACUUGGCAUAAUGAAUUACUCUAGGUCAAGCCCCAUAUCCUAUCCCCCAGGCCUUGAUCUUGCCUCACAUUUCCUCCUCUUUCAGUCAUGGCCUGCUAUUCAUUUUGCUAUCUAUCCCCACCUACUAAAGCCUCCUGAAAUUAUUUUGUUCAUUUAUGUCUUUAGUCACCUCACCAGUUCUUCUAGUUCAUGCAUCCCCUCUUGUGAUAUUUUGCUUUACUGAUGUUGCUUUUAAAAAUUGAAGUAAUUGUGAUUUGCAACAAUGAUCAACAGAGAGCCUUGUGUGAACAUCAAGUGAAAACAGGACUAAGCCUGACUCUGCUUGCUCCCCUCCCCACUAGUUAAAUAGUAUGCCGUAACUUGAAUUUGAUGAUCAAACUUGAGUCAAGGUGAAAUUCAAGGCAACCAGUAGCUGUGGAACCAAAUCCUAAUGAACAGCCAUUUUUCUCACAAAAAGAGGGGAGCGAUGAAAAUUGGUGGAAAGAUUGUAGUCUAAUGUUUUUUUUUCUCAUUGGACUUCUGCUAACCUUUGCCUGAAGUCAAUUACUAAUGGCCCAAAAAAAGUUAUUGAUCUUCCCUACAUAACAUAGCAACAUGUGGACUGAUAAGACAUGUGGAGUAUUUAACAAAUAAGAGGUAGUAAAAGAAUUUAAAUAAGAGAAUUUAAAGCAGCCCAGUAAUUUCAAGCUAAAAUAUAAAAUAC